UCAGAGGGCCGAGAAGUUUGCUCUAGGAGGCUUAGCGCCUCUUGGAAGCAAAGAUCUAGGUCCCACAAGCGAUGAGAAAGUUCAUGAGCUUCUUCAUGAAGCAAGUUCAGAUGAGGAGUCCCAAACGCAAGACGCUUCACCGGAGACUGAAAGAAAAAUGCUACACCAACAUCAAAAUUCACGGAGCUAUGUUGCCUCAGCUGCUGCUGCUACAGUAACGGAAUUAUAUAUAGGAAGAUCCGGAAACAUGAAGGAUAAAGUUCCUAUGGGCUGUCACAGACCUCGCUCUGUUUGUAUACACGCACGCAAUGGCCAAAUCGAUGCUAGAGCGUUAAUAUCAAAAUUGGCUGAAGCUGAAGCACCAAUUACCCACAUCCAGCGACUAGGAAAUGGUGACAUGGAAAUAACAUUCCCUUCCAUAGAGGUGAGAAACAAGUUUUUCUCCUUACCUUUUGUCCACUCACCCAGACGGAUUUUUCACAAGCCUGCGGAACUCCUGCUUGACACCGUCCGGCAUAAAUUUAGCCAGUUUGGUCAGGUUUUAUUUGCCAGGGAAAAUGAUGUCCCUGAUACUGGUGUGUUUACCUGUUGCGUGACAAUGAAAAUGAUAAUUUCCGAGCCCAUACCCAGUUAUGUACACCUAGGUCCCUAUUGUUUGUUGGUUCGCCAUGAUGGUCAACCACAAACUUGUCGCAAAUGCGACAGUAGGGACCACUUUGCAGUUAACUGCAACGUCAAGAGGUGCUACAACUGCGGAGGAAGUGGCCACAUUAAUGUAGACUGUCCUAUGGAGAGUCAAUGCCAAGGUUGUGGGUCCACUGGGCACCACAUUAUACAGUGUGACACCUCAUGGGUGGUCGAGCAAGAGGAACAAAAUCAUAGGCCUCACCUCGAGCAAGAAGGAAAACCCCCCCCAGCAACAGAAAGCCCUUCAAUGCAAGAAGAUACUCUGUCACCCAGACCAUCAGAAGAGCCUCCAGCUCCAGCAGACAAAGCCGAAGUAGUCUUUCCUGACCCACCACCACCUCUAGACUGGGCAAACUCCCAACCGGAUGACACAGUGCCUCCAACAACAAACAAAGUAACCGUCCUGAUCCUUUGCCUGCUGAGACAGCAGAGCCGCCAUCUGACUACAACGAUCAUCAAGCCACUACAGACAGCGCAGAAACCAAUGCAAACCAGAGGAACGCAAUCAUGAAACCCUGGUAUGAAAAUCUCUCUUUUGCCUCACCCGAAUCACCAAACAAGACAAACUCACCAUCUCUCUUCUCCUUUUUGCCUCCUUCUUCUUCUGUCAAGGCUGGCGCCCCGGCUGCUUCCAAGAGGCCCUUUCAG
This is a messenger RNA of Rhopilema esculentum, 1335 nucleotides long. The record is from RefSeq and is a predicted model, not a curated record. Lineage: Eukaryota; Metazoa; Cnidaria; Scyphozoa; Rhizostomeae; Rhizostomatidae.